GCACAGCCUCGGUGCAGUGCUGUGGUGGAUUUGCGACAAACCACCGCCAAAAACGACAACACAUACCAAAUAAUUCCUCCCGCUAACCUUGCACCUUGAUCACGUCGACGACAACUAACACUCGGGCGCCCUCACAUUUCGGACUGCGGCGCAUCGCGUUGGAUCCUGAUUCUCUGGUUUACGAAGCAUUGGAUCCUGAUUUUCUGGGUUACAAAGUCGACAGUCAGCCUUCUCAACAGCCCAAGUGUCACUGCGUUCCAUUUCAGAGUUUCAGGACAACGCCAACAUGGCAGCGUCCCUGUCUGCGCGGGCCGUCCUCACCCCGCGUGGCAGCUCUCUCUCUGGAGGAGCCAUCGCCGGGGCUGUGGUAGGCUCUUGCAUGGGGUUUUUCCUGAUUCUCCUAUGUCUGUUUCCUUUUGUCGUGCGUGCGAGAAGACGCCGGAGCGAAAAGCAUGGUGAUGCCGGCAAUGCGGAAAUGGGGCAGGGCCCCGGAGGCCCCAUUUUCCCCUAUGACAACACCGCCGGGAGCACGCCCAAGCGGCUCUCCGGGGAAGGGGAAGGCUAUGCUCCGGACACCCCGCCUGGCCUUGCAUCAUCGGCCACCUUCAUCCCGGGUCACUAUCACCCGGGGGACGGUCACGACUCCGAUCAGAAGGCGGCCUCCGAUCAUCAGUCCCAACAUACCCCGGCCCUCCCACGAGGCGUAGGUAUACAAAAACCACCUUCACCAACCACAUCAGCCACAGCAAACAACCAAGGACACCAACCUGUUCCCGAUUCGACAAGACCUCGUUUUGGUUCUAUAGCGACUACUGAAGCUGAGAGCAACCACGAAUUGAGCCUUCACGACUCGCACGGCUUGAGCCCGCCCACUCACCAAGUACCUGCCGUUUUACCUGGAGGCAUCACUCAAGAGCCGGAAACCUUUGAACGCCCUACUCAACGCCACUCCUUCCCUCAUCUUCCGGAAUCGAUCAGGAACUUCAUUCACAGGCGUCAGUCAGGCCCCAGCCGGAGGGAUAGCAGGCGAUCAACCCUUGGAGGCACCGCUGGAACACGGUCCCCUUCACUUGUCACCACCAACGACUACCCUGUUCCAACGCAUCAACCUGAACCUGUUCCCCCUGUCUUCGAGGUUGAUACUGAGGCGCCUGGAGCUGCCUACGAGUAUUACCACGGUCACCCAUAUCUAGACAGUACUGGCCAUACUUAUUCCGACGACUCUUCUGCGUUUCCACCACCGCAGCCUACGACUCUGCCUACCGCUCAGCCCGUGGUCAACCAACAAGUUCCGCAAGACUUCACCCUCCUCCGUCAAGACACCCUCCUUGCCUCGUGGGAAAUCCAGCAAGGCAUCAACCGCACCGACAGUUUACCGCCCACCACCAUUGUCUCUGACCUUCCAAGUCCUUGUGUGGAUUCGACUGUUGGGCCAACCGCCAGUCCUAUGGAAAUGAUGAGGCCUACCAACCAAGCCGAGAGCGCCUGGGCUGUAAACCAGGAGAUUAUCAAGUUGGAGAACACCCCGCCCGCUCCGGCAGUUAGCACCUUCUCCCCUCAGGCUAUUCCGGCCGAGUUCGCCUAUCCCCAGCAGAUGCAAAGCCCCCAGGAACAGUACAGCCCGGAGCCACAGUAUAGCGAGUAUACGCAUGUACCAGAAAUCCAGCAGAACGGCCAGGACUUUGAUAUCGACUCAGUUGCCUUGUACCCCAACGACGGCUUCGGUCUUCAAGACAUGUCCGACGUCUCUACUCCUCCACCAUUAUCCGAGUCCUCGAUGCAGAACACGCCUAGCACGCGGCUCACAUACUCGCCAUCGCCCAGGCCAGACUUUGACCAGAACACCAACUUUGCGCCACUCAUGGUUCCCAACUCCCCAGCCAACUUUUCUACCGGAGGCUUCUCAUCCAACCAGGGCAUGUCCCCCGGAGGAUUGUCGGCCAAUGACUAUUCCUCAUCACAGGGAAUGUCACCAGGAGGAUUCUCGGUCAACGACUUUGGAAACCAAGUGAUGUACCCCCAAGGUCUAUCCCCUUCGAGCAUCCCUCAGUCUGGAAUGUCCCCAGCAACACCAUCAUCCAGCGGCGCAUCGCCCAGAGUGUUUGCCUGCGACCAAUGCCACCGCGAAUUCGACCAGAUUCACAAGCUGAACCACCACAAACGCUACCACGAACGACCACACGAGUGCACCCACCCGGGCUGUACCAUGCGGUUCGGCACCAAGACCCAUCUGGACCGCCACAUCAACGACAAGCACAAGAAGACUCGCCAGUUCCAUUGCACGGUGCCGGAGUGCCCCUGGUCGAGACAGGGCGGCCGCUCAUUCCCCAGGAAGGACAACUGGAGGAGGCACAUGAUCAACAAGCACCAAAUCACGCCUUUGCAAGAGCCAAUCGAGUAUAACGACGUGGCCAUGGGCGACGCAUGAUGAUCUAUGGUCUACGGUACUCGAUAGGUGGAAGCUAUGUACGAUGAGGUUUGCUUGGGUGCCAUGCUCUUGCUCUUGAUGAGCGAGCUGGGUUGUUUAAUGUG
Molecule: messenger RNA, 2532 nt
Organism: Neurospora tetraspora
Lineage: Eukaryota; Fungi; Ascomycota; Sordariomycetes; Sordariales; Sordariaceae
Exons: 2
Coding region: 287-2428 (713 amino acids)
Biological process (GO): regulation of transcription by RNA polymerase II
Cellular component (GO): nucleus
Molecular function (GO): RNA polymerase II cis-regulatory region sequence-specific DNA binding; DNA-binding transcription factor activity, RNA polymerase II-specific
Source: RefSeq, a predicted model, not a curated record